AUGGAUACAAAAGCAGUUCUUCCGUCUCACCGCACACAUAAUGGUGGCCAUACCGACAUACCAUCGAGGAAAAGAGCUAACAUGUGGUAUCGGGUCCUUCUUUCACUUACCUUUCUAACCAUAUUGUAUUUUGCGGGUAGAAAGGCUAUAUGGGUUGCACUUUAUCGCAGGUCUCCUGUGCCUUCAGUGGAGGACGUCCUUCGCUCAGCUCCCCUUACAGAUGGGCAUAAUGACUUUCCAAUCUGGAUUCGAGCCUUCUACCAAAAUCAUCUCUACCAACGCAACUUUACGGGUGACGUUCCGCUGUUUGGCCAAGUAGACUUCCCCCGCCUUACUGAAGGGGGCCUUCGUGGUCAGUUCUGGAGUGUGUAUGUUGAAUGUCCCACGAUCAAAGACACAUACUCCGAUGAAGUCUACUUCGAAGGAGGCCGUGAUACCUUGCAGCAGAUUGACCUCGUUAACCGCUUGGUGAAGGCAAACCCCGAUCAUCUAGAGCUUGUCCACUCUACUGCGGAAUUUCGCCGUGUUUUUUCUCAAACCGCUCGCAUUGCAAGCUUCAUGGGAAUUGAAGGGCUUCAUCAGAUUGUGAAUAGCGCAAGCAUCUUGCGACUGUAUCAUCAACUUGGCGUGCGCUACGCAACUCUCACACAUGAGUGUCAUAAUGCUUAUGCAGAUAGUGCCACGCCGGCCAAACCGCUCCAUAAUGGUCUCUCGGAUGCCGGAAAGGCACUCAUCCGUGAAAUGAACCGGGUUGGAAUGGCUGUUGACCUUGCACAUGUUAGCUAUAAAACCAUGUUGGAUGCGUUGAAAAUAAGCCAAGCCCCUGUGAUGUUCUCGCAUUCUUCGAUAUAUGCUAUAUGCGCCCACGAGAGAAAUGUACCGGAUGACAUCCUGCAGAAGCUCAAGGUAAACAAGGGUAUUGUGAUGAUUAGCUUUUACCCCGAGUAUACUAGAUGCGAUGACCCAGCAGCUGCAAACAUUACGGAUGUGGCAAACCACAUCCAAUAUGCUGGAGAGCUGAUCGGAUACGAACAUGUUGGGCUCGGCUCCGAUUUCGACGGAAUGCCAAAAGGAAUCGUCGGCCUUGAGGACGUGAGCAAGUAUCCUGACUUGAUUGCCGAAUUAUUGCGCCGCGGCGUCACGGUUAAGCAGCUUUCUGGGGUUAUUGGGGGUAACGUAUUGCGGGUUAUGGAGGAUAUUGAAAAGGUUGCUGCACAAAUGACCAAUGAAUUGCCUUUGGAGGACAAUGUCAAGCCAUUUUUUGGCUAA
Molecule: messenger RNA, 1269 nt
Organism: Ophidiomyces ophidiicola
Lineage: Eukaryota; Fungi; Ascomycota; Eurotiomycetes; Onygenales; Onygenaceae
Exons: 3
Coding region: 1-1269 (422 amino acids)
Biological process (GO): proteolysis
Molecular function (GO): metallodipeptidase activity
Source: RefSeq, a predicted model, not a curated record